Messenger RNA from Cyclocybe aegerita, 525 nucleotides. Lineage: Eukaryota; Fungi; Basidiomycota; Agaricomycetes; Agaricales; Hemipholiotaceae. The record is from the annotation of a GenBank genome assembly.
AUGUUGGAGUGUGAAUCGGAAAGAAAGAAGGAAAGAAGAUUGAAUUGCCGCAGAGGACCUAACUCGUUGCAGUCACGAGUCGAUGCCAAGCAGUGCCUCUUAGUCCGUGUGUUCAUAGCGCUGAGCUCUUCUUCAUUCUUCCCCCUCUCGAUGCCGGAUGGUCCCAAAGGUCAACUCGAAGACAUUCGUAGCAAAGACAAGCACCUAAAUCUAUGGCGCUUAUGCCCGCAUCAAAUGAAGCAAUUGAGAGACGAUUGUAAAGGAUACGAACGAGACAUGAUGUUCUACAAGAAGGAUUACCCCGGGCAAGAUGGCAGAGUGGAUACCGCAAUAAUAUCGCCUAUCAAAAUCCAAUUGAGAAAGUUGGACGCUGAGGCCAGGCUUUCACCACCUCCGGAACAGCAUGAACUUAAUAGAAAAGUGGAAAAACUACGCGAGCAAUUAAGGCUGGCAUUUGAACUUAUCAACAUCGAAAGAAAGAUGCGAUUGCAAAUGCCACAGCUCACCAGACGUAUUUUUCCUUAG